AUGGCUAAAUCCUUGGCAUCCCAGUCCGACUGGCCUGAAGGCCACACAAUUUUAUCACCGUAUUUUCUCAAAGUUCAACAGGAGCGUCUCCCCCUCCUCCGCUCCAAGUUCAGAAGCUUUAUACUAAAUUUGGAUCCCAAUGUAGGGUUCGACAUGGAUUGGUUGAUCUGCGAGGUUUGUGAAGAUGCCUACUUGGUAAUUCUACUCAUUGCCGAGGAAGAGCCUCCGGUCGACCCAGUGGACCCAACACUUGUUGCUGAAGUGAGAGCCUUGGAUUCCCAGUUGCAGGCUAUUAAUGGAGAUCACAAACCACUUGACCUUUCGUUACUAAUCCCUGCCUUACCACAUCCUGGGUGGGAUUUCAUAUUUCGGGGAUAUUGUGAAUUGCUAGCUUCUUGUGUGGACGCAUAUAUCUAUGGCGAUAGUCCGAUCUUCACGGCCAUCUACCGUGAAGAUUCUUCGCCGGACCUCGUAUUUCGGGUCUUGCGUGGCCUGAUUGCUGAAUUCAACAACUUUCCAUUUCUUCGGCCCUAUGUUGACAGACUAUUGCGAAAGUUAGACGCUACGAGAACUGGCGUUGCCUUGAACAAAUAUUCGACAGAGCAUGCCAAGCCAAAAUCUGGUCUUAGACCAAAGCGGAAGAUAGGCACGCCUGAUUUAGAUGGUAUGGCACAAUUAUCUUUGGAAUCGCCCAGGAGUAAAAAACCCAAAUUCGAUAACUCGGGCCCUCCUACGCCUCCCCAGGAGAUCAGACAAUCCUUCUGGGAUUAG
Molecule: messenger RNA, 771 nt
Organism: Xylaria bambusicola
Lineage: Eukaryota; Fungi; Ascomycota; Sordariomycetes; Xylariales; Xylariaceae
Exons: 1
Coding region: 1-771 (256 amino acids)
Source: RefSeq, a predicted model, not a curated record